AUGCCUACAGAGACUGGGAGCCACACUGAGAUUGCUGUUUUCCAAAAGUACAGCAGGAAGGAUGGGAACAGCUGUCGACUCUCCAAAACCAAGUUCCUUUUCUUCUUGGACACUGAGUUGGCUGCUUUCAUAAAGAAUCAGAAGGACCCCAGCGUCCUUGACCACACGAUGAAGCUGGACCUCAACAGUGAUGGGCAGCUAGAUUUCCAAGGGUUACUCAACCUUAUUGACAGCUUAGCUAUAGCGUGCCGCGAAUCCUUCCUCUGGCUUUCCCAGAAACGUUUCUAA
This is a messenger RNA of Rattus rattus (black rat), 288 nucleotides long. RefSeq names its product protein S100-A11-like. Lineage: Eukaryota; Metazoa; Chordata; Mammalia; Rodentia; Muridae. Bases 1 to 288 code for a protein of 95 amino acids. The record is from RefSeq and is a predicted model, not a curated record. Gene Ontology annotation, cellular component: cytoplasm. The transcript has a single exon.